AUGCACGACGGAGACCAGCAGCAGCAACAGCAGCAACAGCUGCAUCUGCAGCGACAGGCGAAGCAGCAGCAGCAGCGCAGCGAGCAACAGCAGCACCAGCAGCUGCAGCACCAACACCCCCCUCAGCAGCAGCAGCAGCAGCAACCGCAGCAGCAGCAGCAACAGCAGCAGCAGCAGCAGCAGCAGCAGCAGCAGCGGCAUGGCUGCGUGUCUCUUCAGUUAAGCUCUGUCUCUUACCGGCAGCAGGAGGAGUGGAUGCAGCAGGAUUGGUUGCAGCCGCAGCAGCAGCGGCAGCAGCACGAGCUGCAGCACCAGCAGCAGCAGCACCAACACCAGCAGCACCAGCAGCAGCAGCACCAGCAGCAGCAGCAGCAGCAGCACGAGCUGCAGCAGCACCAGGGUACAGAUGCAGCAGCAGGGGGCCCCUCGCUGAAGGCUCGCCUUCCCUGGCCUGCAGCAAACACCCGCGGGUGGGAGGCAAUCGAGGCACAUCGCGAUGGAGGGAGAUAA
Molecule: messenger RNA, 510 nt
Organism: Eimeria mitis
Lineage: Eukaryota; Apicomplexa; Conoidasida; Eucoccidiorida; Eimeriidae
Exons: 2
Coding region: 1-510 (169 amino acids)
Source: RefSeq, a predicted model, not a curated record